AUGCGGAGGGUGUUGAAAGUGCGGGUUGGUGGAGUGACAGGGGGACAAGAGCAGGUGAAGCGACGGAAGAUGUUGGUUUGUGAUGGAGAGGAUGACGUACCAAAGGAGCUGGGGAGCGGUGGAGGAGUGAUGAACGGGGAGGCGCAGCAAGGGAGUGGGGGAGGAGUGUUGAGCGAGGAGGCGCAUGAAGUGGGGCACUGCCACGCGGUCGGAGCGGAUGGGGAAGCAGAGGAGGUGGGGGAUGUUAUCGGAAUCAAAUGGGCGGAUGUGGAUACACUUUUUGAUUUUGAUCCGCACCCCACACAUGCCGCACGAGACGACAUUUGCACCGAAUACAUCCGUGAGUCUGCCGUUGAGCUUUUGGGGGAGGGGUUCUCUGCAGAGGACGUCGUUGACACUGCGUUCGUAUCUCAUGGUGAAGAGGGGAUCGGUGAUGCGAGGGCACCUAUUCAGGGAGUGGCGGAGCUUGGAGAUGAGAGUGGCUUCGUGCAUAUUGAUGUGGCAGAUAGUGCGAUGGGGAGGAGUGGAAAAAGGUGGCAGGAGAGGAAGAGUGGAAAACGGUCACGUGAUGAGGAUGGAGAGGACGUCGGGGGCACAGACACCUCCCGUCCCCCUUUCCCGUGCUCCCACUGUCCUCACUUCCCUGCAUGGCCUGUGCGGGCUCUCCCCUCAUCCUAUCACCUCCCUUCCUUCUUUCCUUCCCUGCCUGUUUCCUCUCUUCCCUGUCUCCCCUUUCUCUUCACACUCCCCUCUCCCCCACACUUCCCUCUAUCCCAUCUUCACUAUCUCCCCUAUUCCCUCUAUCCCCUCCUCCCUCUCUCUCACAUGUCCCUCUAUCCUCCCAACCCUCUAUCCCCUUCUCCCUCUCUUCCAUCUUCCAUCACUCCCGUCUUCCCUGUUUUUCCUGUGCCAUGA
This is a messenger RNA of Closterium sp. Naga37s-1, 915 nucleotides long. NCBI's taxonomy places the organism in Eukaryota, Viridiplantae, Streptophyta, Zygnematophyceae, Desmidiales, Closteriaceae. The record is from the annotation of a GenBank genome assembly.